UUAUUCCACCCCUACCUCCAGUCCUCUCCUCUCAUACGUGCUGCUGGUAACAAAGGAGACAACAGGGGGACGAUGGGUGCUCACACAACGCUGUCAGAGGAACAAAAAGGAACCAAACCGGUUUGCUUUUACAUUCUGGAUCAUUUUUCUUAACAGUAUAUUUAACGACGAAUGUUUUUAAAGUAGUGUACACUAGCGUAGCUGCGCCCCGGACCGAUUUGAACCUAAAGCGUGUUUUCUGGCCACAGCUGACCAUGUUGGAUUGCCAACACUAGAGCCGAUCCACAGGAGAAGGAUUCAGAAACAUGUCUGCUUAACAUUGGUGACAUGCUCUCUUUGACCUGACUUGUCAGUAUCUGGGUGUAAACACCAGCUACCAUGUCUGUCCAGGAAGCAUCCCAACGGCCCCUGUCGCCUAAACCCCUCAAACCUGAGCCCAAACUGAGACUAGAGAUCCCUCCGAAACCGACACCUCAAACCAGCUCCCCUCCUCAGGGAGACAGUGGCAUCAGCACGAGGCUUUCUGAAGGAAAGAUCAAGAGGAUUGUGAGCAAGUUUAGCAUAAAUGAUUUGAAUGAACCGGGGGAACAACAGCCCACCAAUGGAAACGCAGACUUCAGGCCAAUUAAACGGCCCAAAAGGCCGCCUACAGUACGGCCCAAACCAAGCCGUGCCAAUCUGCAGCUUCAGGUUAGCGGAGAGAAGGCGCCUCCGCUGCCUGUUAAGAGGAGCCGCACCCUUCAGAAGCAGAAGGGUGGGAGUUUAGAGGAUGGGGACCCCAUCAGUGUGGAAGGAGGUCGAUCAGCACCUGAUGGUAAAGAGGUGGAGAUCCAGUGUAUUGGAGGAGGUGAAGCGGAGGCGGAGCACAGUCCUCACACCCCUCUCAGUCUAUGUUGCGACUCGAGCUGCAGCUGUGUGUGCCACCUCCAAUUGCCUGGCAUGAAACUGAUAUGGGUGCCCGUGGAGAGGCAUGACAGUGGGGAGGAGCACAGUGUUGGAGACGACGAUGACACUGAUGUGGAAGAGCAGAGAUGGGAGGAUGAGGAGGUUGAGAAUGGAGGGGAGAGGGACAGCGAGGCCGAGGAUGAGGUGGACAGGACGUCUGUGGUUAACGAGAGUGAAGGGUUGAAACAAGGAAAGUCAAAGUUCCACCAAUGUUUGGAGGUUUUGCUCGGUGAUGGUAGCAGGAGGCUUUCAGACCCAGGCCCUCGCUCUGUUUUCGCCUCUCUCGCUGUCACUCGCUCUCAGUCUCCCCCUGUCCCCCCAAAACGGGCUCAAUCAUCACAAACCCACCACUUAUCCACCCAAAGCGAAGAAGAAAAUAUUUACGAGGACACCCUUCCAGUGGUCGACCCCACUCCUAAAAAACCCAAUGCGUGUAAGGAACUAGAUAUUCCACUAAUUCGAGUGCGCAAACCAGCUCGCCGGUCUAAACUGUUCUACAGCACCUCAGAUCAGACGUCUGAGUCCCUGACAAACACAGAACCCAUCUUGAACCCAGACAGUGGUCCGCCUGCCAUCCCGCCGAGGAUUCCUGUGGUUCAGGACAGCCGCAGUCUCUCGCCGGUGCCACGGGGCGGCGUUUCACUCCCGCAGCCAACACUGGAGGAGUGGCGCAGCUUGCGGCCCUCAUGCCCCAGCGGCUCCACUGCUGGCGGGCUGAGCACCCAGAGGGACGUCACUCCGACCCCACUCAGCCCUCACAGACCUCCACCUCCACCACCAAAGGCGGAUCCAAGGAGGCUUAGUAGUUCCUCGCUGCAAUCCCUCACACAGAAAAAAGAAGGAGAGGAGAAGGAUGGGAAUGAAGAGAAAGAUAAAACAUUCAAAGAAUUGACUCUAGUCAGGAGCGGCUCCCUCAGGAGGGAGUCUUCGUUCAGCUGGGAGUCCCGGCUGCAGGAUGAGCCUUUGUACCAGACGUACCGUGCCACUGUCAUCACCAAGGAGAUCCGACGCCAGACAGUUUGUCGGAACAUCAGUAAAACUAGUGUGGACUACGCUAUGGACUGGAAAACCCGUCGCUCUGGGGCUGGGACUGGGAUUGAAAACGGAGCACCCAUAGGUUGCUCUGCACCUACACCGGGCCAGAGCACCCUCUGGCAGGACCUUCCAGUUGUCCGGGAGGCAGGGGUGCUGGAGCAGCUCACCCCUGAGCAGUGCAAGUACCAGGAGAGUAUGUUUGAGGUUUUGACAUCUGAGACUUCUUACCUUCGAUCCCUGCGUAUUUUAACCGAACACUUCAUGGACAGCCGGGAGCUGGAGGAAACAAUGAUCAUCAGAGAGAAGAAAACCCUCUUCUCCAACAUCCUGAGGGUCCGAGAGGUCAGCGAGAGGUUCUUGAAGGACCUGGAGGAUCGCAUAUUCAAGGACCUGGUCUUUCCUGACAUCUGUGACAUUAUCCACUACCACUCCCAGCACAACUUCCCAGCCUACAUCGACUACAUCCGCAACCAGAUCUAUCAGGAGAAGACCUACACAUUUCUCUUGAAGAACAACGUGCAGUUUGCUACAGUCAUCGCUCGUCUCCAAGAGUCGCCUCAAUGCCAGCGGCUGCCCUUCACGUCCUUCUUGCUGCUGCCCUUCCAGCGAAUAACCCGCAUCAAAAUGCUCAUUGAAAACAUCCUGAAGAGAACAAAGGAGAGGACGAAAGAGGAGCAGACGGCCUCCAAGGCUUUGGCUUCUGUAUCGAAGAUCAUUGACGAGUGUAACACACAGGUGGAAAAGAUGAGUCGGAUGGAAGAGUUGAUCCUUGUCUCUCAAACACUGGAGUUUGACAAGCUCAAGGCCAUCCCAAUCAUCUCUCAGACACGAUACUUGGAGAAGAAGGGAGAGCUGCAGGAAAUGUCCAAAGGAGGAACCAUUUUCAACAUGAGGGCAAAGUUCACCCCCGUCUACCUAUUCCUCUUCAAUGAUCUGCUGAUCAUCGCUGUCAAGAAAGGUGCAGAGCGUUUUGUGGUACUCGACCACGCCCAUCGCUCUCUGGUGCAGGUGCAGCCAAUGGAUGAAGGUGGGGGCAGCAGCGGACCCUGCGAGCACUGCUUCAACCUCACCAUGCUGGAGAACCACCAGGGACGCAUGAUGGAGAGGCUAUUUAAAGCUCCUUCCCAGUCAGAUAUGCACAGGUGGAUGGCGGCUUUUCCUAACCCCACCAACCCAGAAAGAAACGAAGAUGAAGUGAUUUAUGAAGACUGGGAUUGUCCUCAGGUGCAGUGUGUGGAGCAGUACAUUGCCCAGCAGGCAGACGAGCUCACCCUGGAGCCCACUGAGAUCAUCAACGUCAUCCGCAAAACCAAUGAGGGCUGUUAUGAAGGCAUCCGCCUGUCUGACGGUCAGAAGGGCUGGUUCCCCGUAGGAAACGUCAUAGAGAUCACCAACGAGCAUGUGAGGCGGCGAAACAUCAGAGAGCGCUAUAGAGUCAUUCAGGCUGCAAGCAUGGUCACCACCAACAAGGCCAAUACCCUUCAUUAG
Molecule: messenger RNA, 3468 nt
Organism: Etheostoma cragini (Arkansas darter)
Lineage: Eukaryota; Metazoa; Chordata; Actinopteri; Perciformes; Percidae
Product: rho guanine nucleotide exchange factor 15
Exons: 16
Coding region: 379-3468 (1029 amino acids)
Biological process (GO): activation of GTPase activity
Molecular function (GO): guanyl-nucleotide exchange factor activity; protein binding
Source: RefSeq, a predicted model, not a curated record